Misgurnus anguillicaudatus (oriental weatherfish) is the source of this 3926-nucleotide messenger RNA. NCBI's taxonomy places the organism in Eukaryota, Metazoa, Chordata, Actinopteri, Cypriniformes, Cobitidae. The record is from RefSeq and is a predicted model, not a curated record.
UCACAUAAUUUUUCAAGAGUCGCAUCCGUUCUGUGACUUGUGAACAAAAAUGAAAUAGUAAAAAUAGUUUUAAGUACAGUAUACAAAAUACAUGAUAAGCAGUGCAGUUGUUUUAAGUAUUUAAUAUAUAAGUUUAGAGUUUUCAAAAUGAUCAAGUUCACAAUUACUUUUUUGUCUUAAAUAAUAAAUUGGCCAUAUGAUUGGGGAAAACGCUGUGUCAUCUGGGGGAGGGGGGCACUGCCCCCUAAUGUCCCCCCUUGGCCAUGAGCCUGCCUUUAAACAGCAACAGAAUGUUUACAUAUUUUUAUGUUGCUAUGGGUGCUGUACAGUAAUACAGAGAAUCAUUGGGUACAAUAAAGCAAUAUCACUUGGAUAGGAGUGUUAUAUGGCUCUAUACUGGCAAGGCUGUGAUUGGGUCUUUAUGCUGAUGUAAAGCCAUAUCACGGCCAUAGACAACAUAGUUUUGUUGGACUCAUCCGCACACGGUGUCACAGUUACGCAGCUGGUCCAUAGUUAACUUCUGGUCUAUGCUUGUUUAUCGGUCUGGCUAGUGGCUAAACUGACCUCUGGAACAAAUUACUUGUGGAAAUUAAAAAUCCUUUGGUUUCUAAAGACGACAGGUGACGGGGAGCGUGUAGGAAGAGCGAGACACUGCAGUAUAUUCAGCAUGGGAGUCCUGGGACUGAGGAGUUACAUUGAGGAUCAAACAAGCUUGUUAGAGUAUUUGCCAUUUAGAGACAGUAAACUCAUAAUUGAUGGAUGUAACUUAUACAACAAACUGUACUUUCAAAACCGGUACAUUAAACUGGAUCAGAUACAUGGAGGAGAAUAUGACACCUUUGAAGAUUUGAUCACACAGUUUUUCAGCAACCUCAGAGACUGUGAUAUUCAGCCAUACGUUGUAAUCGAUGGUGGGGGUGACUACACUGACAGAAAAUUUCCGACCCUUAAAAAACGAUCUGAGCAGAAAAUUAUAAUGACCAAUGAGCUGUCUACAGGACGGAAGGGGAAGUGCCUCCCACUUCUUACUAAAUAUGUGUUCGCCCAGACCCUUCAUAAACUCAAGGUGCCAUUUGUUCAGUGUUAUGAAGAUGACGGGGAGAUUGCUGCUUUGGCUAACCAAUGGAAUUGUCCAGUUCUGUCCAAUGACAGCGAUUUCUAUAUAUUCGACCUCACUGCAGGAUUUUUGCCCGCUGAACAUUUUUGUUGGAAAGAUGUAGAAGUGAACAGAGACACAAACCAAAAAUACAUCAAAAGCAAACAUUUUAUGGUGGAAAGAUUAUGUGCAUCUUUCAACAACAUGAACAAGGAUCUUCUCCCAGUUUCUGCAUGCAUGUUCGGAUAUGAUUAUGUGGAAUUGCGAAAAAUUUCGAAAAAAUGCUUCAACUCUAUUAGUGGUUUGCUUGAGUGGUUAUCCCGGUUCCGGGAACCAGAGGAGGCCAUUGAUGGUUUUCUCAAGCUCAUAACAGAUAAAAAGGAAGAGCGUUUUGUCCGUGAAGCUCUGCCUAAAGGCAUCAAACAGUACGAGCUCACCAAAAGUUCUCUUGCCCAAUUCUUUCACUCAAAAACACCGAUAGCCUGUACAGGUCCACUGCAAGCCCUGCCUGCGUGGAUUCUGAUGCACCUGCAUGAAGGAAAGAUGGGCUCCUUCAUUAUUUAUGUACUGUUACUAAAAAGGGUUAUGCUAAACCCUCAGGUUGAAGAUUUUCAGCAACCCAGUAGCAAUGAAAUCUCUCGUCCCAUACGACAAGUGCUUUAUGGUUUAGCAUUGUUGGGGAAACAACAGACGGAUGACAAACUUGUGGCAGCUGCUGAAGCAUCUACUGCUUCAGACAAGUGCUACGUAACAGAGUACGACAGAGAAGGAUUAACUCUAACCAGUUCAGAAGUUGAAGCUAUAGAGACUAAAGUUAAAGAAGGACUUCGACUGGAAACAUUACCAGAGGAACCACACGCCUUGCGACUUCAGAUCUUCUUGGAAACGUUGGGUGUGCCAUCUGUCACUUUUAGAGGUCUCCCACUUCACCUGCAGUUCCAGGUGUUUGUGACGCGUUACUGGCUGGUAAAUGCACAGCCUCAGCCGAACCUGGUGCAUCUUUGGGGUCUCUUACUGGGGAUGGUUUAUGGACAGCUCAACGCUACAGCCAGGACACAAAUAGAGGAACGGCUGGAACUAAUAACUCAAGCAAAGACCAAUCUAGAUCAUGAGGUGGCUCAUCUGUACAGCCAAUGGCAGUCCUGUCUGUGGUGGAGUCUCUGUCUCAAUCGCUUACUGUGUUGUCCACUUCCUGAACCAGAGUGUGCACGGUUGUACCAGGGAACGUUGGUUCACCAGGCUGCUGAGGAGUUUAAGAGAGGCAUCAAACCAAAGUCUCUGCUGGUGAUGUGCUCUGAAGCGGAAAAGCUAUUCAGACUGUUGAGAAAUGCGGUUCUGAGUUUGGUAGAUGAAGAUGUUGUCAAAAGAAUCAAUACUAGGAAUGAUCUGUCUGCAGAAGAACUGAACUUUGAACAUCUGAUGCAGGAAGAUAUUGAGGACUAUGAUGAUGAUGACUAUGAUGAUAGAAGACAAAAGAAGGCCAAAGAUCGCAAAAAGGGCACGUCUGAAUGUUCCUACACCAUUCGUACCAGACACAAGGCCAAAGCACGCAAUGCUGAUCAUCCCUCGAAGAAAUCUGAAAGGAGAUGCUUUGACUAAAUAUCUUUAAAUAACACUUGUGCUAAAGGUUGUAGAGAGAAUUUAAAAGUAGGAUGGGGACUUUAUACUCUAAAACACUUAAACAUUCCUAGGGAAAACGUUGAAAGGUUUUUCAUACGUCUUAAAAAUGAAUACAGGUCUCACAAUACUAUUUACCAAAAGUGUUAGAAAAUUGCUUACCUUGUGAAUCCAAUGUUAAUAUCUGCAACAUUUACAUUGAUAUGUUAUUACCACUUGGCAUUUUACCAAUACAGUUACUUUAUUGUUACCUGCUCCACAUUAUUUUGUUCAAAUCAUCCAUUGGUGGUGAGUUUGCUUAUAGACUGGAGGUUGAACAUCUGGCUUGACCCACUCAAAACAGUGGAAAUGACUAUGUGUGGAGUCAUUCAGGUUUCUGGGCACCACCAGUGCUUUAAGUGGGCCGGAACGCCCCGGUACUCAGUACCGCCACUUCCAAAAAUAGCUCUUGAGCGUACCACCACCUCUCCGUGCGCCCAGAACGUGCUUUAAGCGUACCGGAACGCUCAUUUGCACAUCUGUUUAAAAAUCAGAGGUUUAAUUUAAUCCUUUGGCUGCGCUGCGGCUUUUCAGAGCGCCCUUAAUGUACGCUUCCUAAUUCAUCCCACCGAGAGCAGAGACUACUGUAGGAUUAAAAAUAUAGGAAUUUAUUACUUCGUCACAACCCCCUUUUCCAUACUGUACCAUCUGGAUUCAUGUGCCUACUGAUAGUGAUAACAGACUAUUGUCACAGCUGUUUAUUCAAUACAGUGGGGGUUAAAGGUGUGGUCUUCUGAUUGGUCAGUUUGAAUGUAUGAUGUUAGGUUUAGUCACAUGGUCAAGGGAUUGAGAAUAAAGGUCUUGGUUUUCAUGAGAUCUAGGCUUUUGCCUUUUGGCAUUGGCCAUUUGCUUUCUGCCCUCUGCUUUUCUUCUUUACCUGAGUUCUUGGGUUUAGGCCUUUAGGCCUAGAUUACAGUUCGGUAACACUUUAGAAUACGGAUCCAAUGUUAAUGAAUAACUACACAGGAACAAAUCAGUAAUGCAGUAUUAACAAUCUAGGAACUACUGUUAACUAACAAGAAACUCUGAUUAACAAAUUGGUAAGUAAUAGCACACAGAUGAAUGUGGUAGUUCACUAUUAACUAAUCAAUAACUACUAUUUGUUCAUACUUCCCAAAGAACUACUGAGAAGUUUUAUAAUUCAUGCAAACUAAACGACAACUAAUACCAAUGG